Annulohypoxylon truncatum is the source of this 665-nucleotide messenger RNA. RefSeq lists its product as uncharacterized. The record is from RefSeq and is a predicted model, not a curated record. The transcript has a single exon. Bases 196 to 636 code for a protein of 146 amino acids. NCBI's taxonomy places the organism in Eukaryota, Fungi, Ascomycota, Sordariomycetes, Xylariales, Hypoxylaceae.
UGUUAGCAUUUCUUUCGUUCUGGACUGAUGUUCUACUGAUACCUAGUCGAUCUUCCAGAACCCAACAGUAAAUACCGUGAUAAAAAACCCCUUUUUGGUGAAUAAGUUGUACGCUAGCUCGUUCCACCAAAGGGAAAUUUCCCAUAACUUUCAUUCUUCUCAGGAUCUAGUUGACAGGGGGACGGGCCUAAAAAAAUGCACAGAGAAAUAAUCAGGUCCUACGACUCUGUCGACAGCAACUGGACGUUCAUGUAUGUCCUAGUGUGCCUAAUUCCAGUAGCGUUUGUAGCCGUGGCGAUCCUUUCCAUGCGGCGGGAUAAGGCGACAAAACGAGAGAAGGACGACAUCGAGAUGGCCAUAAUGCAUCAGAGGACGUGGUUUCCAUGGAGGAAAGCAGCCUCCGAUUCCGAGCGAUCGAAAGACUCGCAGGGGCGGAACCCGUACGUGAGACCUCCGCCUCCGGCAGUGACGAAACCACCCAUCCUACCGGCGAAUUUCGGCAGGCCUGUCAGGACGAGUAAGCGUAAAGGGGUCGACAGCCGCACAGGAGAUAGAGGCGCUACACAGAUCGACACGGCGGGGCCGUCGCGGAGUAGGGGCGAACAUUCUCCGGAGUUGGAGGAAAGGUCUCUUUAAAGAUAAGUUCAUCAAUCAUGGAUAACUAU